AUGGACGAACACGAUCAUCGGAGUGUGAUAAUUUUUUACACCCGCGACCGUUACUACCAUACGAUGCAGCGGGCCGUGUUGGAUGCAAUGGCGAAGUACACGAGCGAUGUUAGUUUUCGGUUUUUCAACGGCCUUGCACUGGUCCUGGAUGGCGCCCGCAUUCAGGAAGGCAUCCGGGAGCUAACCCAGCUGCAGAACGAGUACGAUUUCGGGAUGGCCGUUACACUCGCCUUGAUGUACGCCCACAAGCGGUGCCACACGGUCGACAAGGAGGAGCUGAUCCGACUGGAUGGCAAGCUGAAGGACGAGCGAAAAAAACUGAACGCCAACUCGGCGUACUACUCCGGGCUGUUUCUGUUCAUGAGUGGCAAAGUGGAGAAGGCCAAGGAGUAUGCAGACAAGGCGUUGCGGCUUGCCCCGGAACACGCCGACGCGCUUUCGUUGAAGGGUUGGUCGGAGGUGCAACUGGGCAACACGACCAACCAUACACUGGAUCUGUUCAACAAAGCGCUUCGCAGUGGUAAGCACCUGGACGCCAGCCUCGGCCAGGUUCGGUACCAUCAGCUGAACAACGAUUUCGACACCGCUAUCGGCGUGCUGAAUCGAUUGGGAUUGCGCUACCCGAACCUGAUCAUUCCGUUGGUGGAAAAGAUGAAGACACACCUGUCGAACUGGCACUGGGACAAUGCUACGGAGAUGGCAAACCGCAUACUGAACGCCGAACCCGCUAACCUUGAGGCGCUGAAGAUUAAAAUUAUGGUCCUGAUGGUGAAGGACGGUAACUACGGUGCCGGGGCGAACGCCCUGCAGUAUCUGUUCAAAUCGGCGAAAAAGAUCGAACCAUCGAAUGGAAAGUUGUUCCUGCAACUGGGUCAACUCUACUCCACCAUCUGCGGCCGUGACGCCCGGGUGCUCGAGGAAACGUUCAAGUUCGUGGAACAUGCAGUCAAAAUCAAUGCGUCCGAUGCGGAGUAUCUGACCGAGCUGGGCUACCAGGCUAUCCUGCAGUACCGGUACAAGGACGCGGUGGCGUACUUUAAGAGUGCCACCAAAAUCAACGACAGCUCGAUCAAUGCACUGUGCGGCUUAACGUUCUGUCACCUGAUGGAAAGUGGUGUUUCGGAGCAGGUAGCACAGCAGCUCGAGUUCCUGACUGAAAUCCAGGGCCCGGUGGCGAAUCCACUGCUGCAGUUUAUGAGCGCCAAGCUGCAGGUCGACAAUCACUCGAAAGCGAUUGCCCUGCUGUCGGCCGCCUCGGAGGCCCAUUUCAAAAACCUUAAAGCCCUCUCGUACGGACCCGAUUAUAUGCGGCUGUUCAAUCCGGACUUUUUGCUCCAGCUCGUCCAUGAGCUGCUCUCGCACUCGCCGGUGAAGAGCAUUGUUUCGGUCGCGAUGGGUGGCCUGUCUGGCGGGCCGCACUCGCUGCUCCUUCAGUGCGCCAACAUACUGGACAUGGUGGUCAAGGCGUGUCCGGGCCUGGUGGAAGCCGCCUACCAGUUGGCGUUGGUCCAGUAUUUGAGCUUCGAGAAGGGUGCUGCCACUUUGACGUUGAACCGUAUUCUAACGGACUUGGAUCCGUCCAACUCCGAGGCACACUUGUUGCUCGCGCAAAUUUACAUCGAACAGAAACUGUACCAGCGGGCGGGCCAAAGUCUGGAGAUUUGUCUCAGCCACAGCUUCAAGGUGCGAGAAAACCCUAUGUACCACCUGCUGCAGGGCAUCAUUCAGAAAAAUCAGCAACAGUACGAGGAUGCGAUGAAAAGCUUUAUGUUGGCCAUGAAUCUGUGCGGUGUCAGUGCUAGCAAGGUUGGAGGAUCGAUUGGCGCCAGCAGCAAGUCCCAACCGACGGCAGCCAGCGCUAACCGACUCACGUUGGCGGAUCGGCUGACACUGUACCUGGAGGUGAUUGGCACGCACCAGCAGAUGAACCAAAACACCGAAGCGUUCAAGCUGCUCGACGCGGUGACAUCCGAGUUCGCGGACACUAGCGAAGAGGGUCGGCUUAUGAUAGCGAUGGCCGACCUGUACCUGCAGCAAGGCAACCACAUCAAGGCGAUCGAGCUGCUGAAAAAGAUGCUACCGAGCCAUUUGUACUACAUGCAGGCAAAGAUGAAGAUGGCGUACAUCUAUCUUAACCAUCGCAAAGACCGGCUAGCGUUUGCGCAGUGCUUUCGCGAGUUGGUGGCCAACUGUUUGAGUGCGUCGAGCUACCUAAUGCUGGGUGAUGCGAUGAUGUCCAUACAGGAACCGGAUGAUGCUAUCGAAGCGUACCGAGAAGCACUGCGCCAGAAUCCCUGCGAUAUGUUGCUGUCCAGCAAGCUCGGGCGAGCGUACGUGCGGGCCCACCAGUACCACAAAGCGAUCGCCUACUACCAGGAAGCUAUCGAGAGCCCGGAAAACUAUCCGUUGCAGCUGGAUUUGGCGGAGCUGUAUCUGAAGCUCAAGCAGUACCAAAAUGCGGAGGACACGCUUUCGAAAGAUUUAAACUAUACCGGGCUCGAUGGCGACGACGUAGGCGUACUGCAAAUGCGAACGAAGAAACUGCUGCUGCUGGCCCGGGUACGAGAAAAAGCCGGCCAAUUGAACUCUUCCUUGCAAACGCUGAAACAGGCACGCGAUAACCAGCUAAAGGUAGAACAGCGCCUGCUGUUGGGUCAGAAAAGCGCGUUGAGUGAGCAGAAUAAGAUGCUUUCAAAAAUAUGUGUCCUAAUGGCGGAACAAUCGAUGGCGAUACGUGACAAUGAGCAGAUGGUUCACCACUACAAAGAGGCGCUCAAGUACGCGCAAGGUGAUACAAAGGUGAUGGCCUCGUUGGCCCGCAUUUACAUGCAACUGAAUCAGAUGAAUGAGUGUCAGGCAAUGUGUGCCCAGAUCUUCCAGCUUGAUCCUAACAAUGAGACGGCGCUGGUCAUGAUGGCCGACUUGUCCUUCCGGCGGAUAGAUUUUGAAAGUGCGGCCUACCACUUCUCGCAGCUGCUGCUCAAUCAGCCGACCUACUGGACAGCGCUCGCCCGUAUGAUCGAGGUGAUGCGACGCAGCGGAACCCUGACGGAUGCGGCCGCCUUUCUGCAGCGAGCGGAAGACGAAGCAAAUCGAAACGAUGGUGGAGCGGGCCAAAGCUAUUGCAAGGGCCUGUACGAGUGGUACCGAGGGAACCCGAACAGUGCACUGCGGCUGUUCAACUACUGCCGCCGAGACGCCGAGUGGGGCCAGCAAGCUAUCUACAAUAUGAUCGAAAUUUGCCUCAACCCGGACGGCGAUUUGCCCAGCGAGGUGACCGUCAUCGACAUCGGGGCGGAUGAUCUGGAGAUCAAGGAUUCGCGCGUCAUGGCCCUGCGAACCGCCGAGCGGCUGCUAAGCGAACUGCAGCCUCGACCGGGCGUAAUGGACAACGAGACACUCAACCACCGUUUGCUGGAGAACUUUUUGCUGUUGGCUUCACGCCAGAAAAGUAACGUCGAGAAGGCGCUGCAGAACUUUACCGCCAUUGCUUCGCAGGACGAAUACCGGGAGCACGUUGGUGCGAUUUAUGGUAUGGCGGCAACGUACGUCGUGCUGAAGCAGAACCAGCGGGCGAAAAACCAACUCAAGCGCGUUGCCAAAAACGCAUGGGUGUUUGAGGAAGCCGAGUACCUGGAGAAGUGUUGGCUGCUGUUGGCUGAUCUCUACAUUAUGGCCGGCAAGUAUGAGCUUGCGAUGGAGCUGCUCAAGCGCGUCCUGCAGCACAACAAAUCGUGCACCAAGGCGAACGAACUGUGCGGCAUCGCGGCGGAAAAGGAACCCAACUACCGUGCGGCGGCGGCCAGUUACGACAGUGCCUGGCGCUACUGUGGCAAAUCGAAGCCCAACAUCGGCUACAAGCUGGCUUUUUCGUAUAUGAAGAACAAACGGUACGCCGACGCAAUCGAUGUUUGUCAGCAGGUUCUCAAAUUGCACCCCGACUAUCCGUCCAUCCGAAAGGAAAUCUUGGACAAAUGCAGAAACAACCUCAAAUCGUAGGUCUGAGAUUGCUCUAUUUGCUCCUAGGUUGAGGUGUAAAGGAAGGACACGAAGGACAAACUGUUAGCUGCACAGUACAGUAAGUUAAUCUUAGCAACGGAGGCAGACGUCAUAAGCAAGAAGUUGUUGCACAAACAAA
This is a messenger RNA of Anopheles cruzii, 4138 nucleotides long. RefSeq names its product tetratricopeptide repeat protein 21B-like. Gene Ontology annotation, biological process: protein localization to cilium; intraciliary retrograde transport. Gene Ontology annotation, cellular component: intraciliary transport particle A. The transcript has 3 exons. The record is from RefSeq and is a predicted model, not a curated record. The coding region runs from base 1 to 3999 and encodes 1332 amino acids. NCBI's taxonomy places the organism in Eukaryota, Metazoa, Arthropoda, Insecta, Diptera, Culicidae. Gene Ontology annotation, molecular function: protein binding.